Durusdinium trenchii is the source of this 1109-nucleotide messenger RNA. The record is from the annotation of a GenBank genome assembly. NCBI's taxonomy places the organism in Eukaryota, Dinophyceae, Suessiales, Symbiodiniaceae.
GUUCAGUUUUGAGCAUCCACUGACGCGGUGUUUUCUCGCGCACACCGCUAGCCACGCUUUUGGUUCCUUCCGCCAUGUCUGCGUCAAACCCCAUCAGGUGGAGCUAUGACACCUUGGUGGAGUCCUUCGAUGUCUAUCACGCAGGACCCGAUCCACCUCGAGGUCUUCUUGACUUCUCGCAGCAGUUAUCUUCCUUCCGGCCGGAAAAAAGAUCUACAACGUCAACCAAAAAGAUGAAGACAGAGAAAGUUCAGGUCUCCAAAACAAAGAGUCCACAAGCUCCCGAGCUCCGAGCGCCACGGAGCUCUGCCCGAGUUUCUGAGCUUCCCGCGCGAAAGCGGCCAACAGGCCGGAACGGGCCUGUUCCAAAGGCUUUUGAACUGCAGCCCACACAGCUGCCGGACGAAGUGCCUGAGGAGGCCGACAUGGAGCAAUUGACGCCUGAGCAGUAUGCGGACUGGAUGAAGUACUACAGAGAGUGUGCAGAGUAUUUCGAAGAAUGUGAACGGAACUGUGCUGAACAGGCUGGAAUGGAGCCCCCGAGGAGCUGGAAGCGUUUGUGAUCUUCGGAAAGUAUUUUUGGCUCUGGUCAAAGCGGUACACACCAGGCGAGCACAACCUGGACUGGCUCCCAGUGCGAGUGCUUCUUCCAGGCCGCAGGCGCCGCAGGCACCGCAGGUAAACGCUUCGCCGUUCCCUUUGAAUGGCAAGGCCUUCGACUCUCCCAGCUGGGCUUCUUUGAUGCCUCCUCCGCUGCCGGAGGGUGCCCCUUCGCCAGCACCCUUGCUACAAGCGCUGCAGACACUGCAGCUCCUGCAGCAGCAACAACAACUUCAACAGUUGCAGCUACAAUCAGUUCAACAACUUAUCUCAGGGAGCUUGCUCAGUGGCAGCAUGUUCGGCAUGCCCUUGCCGAAACCUGAGGCUCUUGGUCUCAACAACGAGACUUUGAUGAAUCUCCUGAUGGCCUGGUAUUAUUCCGGGUAUUAUACUGGAGAGUAUGCUGCAAAGCAAGGCAAGAUUUGAAUGGGUGUCGUUACAAUGGUGUUGGCCAAAAAAGAUCCGGGUCCACCGGGUGGUUUUGGCAGACAUGGCUGACAGAGCUCCGU